Neocloeon triangulifer is the source of this 1461-nucleotide messenger RNA. RefSeq names its product bromodomain-containing protein 4-like. Gene Ontology annotation, molecular function: zinc ion binding. The record is from RefSeq and is a predicted model, not a curated record. Lineage: Eukaryota; Metazoa; Arthropoda; Insecta; Ephemeroptera; Baetidae. The coding region runs from base 228 to 1301 and encodes 357 amino acids. Gene Ontology annotation, cellular component: nucleus. The transcript is spliced from 4 exons.
AGGUGCUCGUGACUCGUGACUCGUGACGUGUGAUGCCGUCUGUCUGGGUGUCUGGGUCUGUUCUCGUCUGAUUUGUUUGAAAGAGUGAUCGCCAUUUUCAUGGUCGAACAUUUUGCACAUUAAAAUUCGUUUCGUUAUUUCAAACGGAACAUUCAGUUAAAAGGUGAGGUUUACCAUUGCAUUUUGCAGCCCCAUAAUAUCUGGCCCCUUGCAGUCGAUGUUGAAAAAUGCAGUCCUCAUCUUUGUCCUUUUUGAAUGGGAAUCAUUCCGAGGAGAAUCAGCUGAACGGAAACGAUGGAAACAAGUCUGCCGAGGGCAAAGAUAUAGAAAACCAGCGUGAAAUAGGGACCUGCAGACUGUGUGCGCAGGAUGCCGUGGGCAUUGAUUUGCUCCUGAAGGACAACAAUAAGAUCAGGGACAUUGCCAAAAUGUAUUUGGCCAUUGAGUUCAUAGUUGGAUUGCCCACGCACAUUUGCUACUCAUGCAGCACUUUGCUGAAGACUUGGGACACCUUCAUGAGUGUCUUCAAACAGAGCCAGUUGACUUUCAAAUGCCGGUUGGCUAACAAUCGAGACAGUCAGUCGUCCACCAAUUCGACCGAGCUAGUUUUGGUUACGCCGAGUCCUGCCAAGUCUCAGAAGAUGUCCUUGACUCCGGCACCUCCUCGGAAACGCAAGGCUGAGGAUCUUUCGCCAACAACUUCCGCUUCGUCCGCCCUAGCCAGUCCUCUCAGCAGCACUGACAAGGGAACUAUUGGAGACGGUCGUAAUUCGGACACAGACGAGGCGAGUGAGUGUCCAUCGGAGGUUGUGGAGGAAAGGGCUGUAGUCAAGAAGGCCAGGAGGGGCCGACCUCCAAAAGUUAUGCAGCCGAUUCCUCGCAUACCCCAUCCAAGCCAGAAUAGAAAUCCGCCUCCACAACAUCAAUUUUCUACUCCACCACCACCGCUCUACCAGCAGCCUCCGAGGUUUGUGUCUCCAGGACCCUUUGCUCGUCCUCUCUUGCCCAGUCCGUCACAGCAAUUUUUGCCCCACUAUUCGACCAUUAUGCAGCAACAGCAGCAAGCAGCCGUUGCCUUCCAGCAGCAGGUCGCUCAAACUGCCUUAGACUUCCAAAUGAGUGUGCGGCAACCGGUGCUGGACGAACAAUCUCUCGUCCUGCAGUCAUACCUUGUCAACAUCCCUCCGCACCAACACCAGAACUUUAUUGCUCACUACAUCAACAACUUGAUUUUCAUGAACACCGCUCAAAAUAAUGCUGCCUCAAAUCAGAUUGGACCUCUUCCAGAUCACAGACUUUAAACAAUGACGGUUUUUCUCAUUACCGAAGGUAGGAAUGAAUAUAUUUUGCCUUUUUUUUUCUUUUUAAGUAUAUGCAAAUUAUGACGAUGCUUCCAAAAUUAACUUGAAUUUCCUAAUCGUUGAUAUUUUAUAUAAUAAACUUUUCGGGGCAUCACUGUGA